Molecule: messenger RNA, 11860 nt
Organism: Lymnaea stagnalis (great pond snail)
Lineage: Eukaryota; Metazoa; Mollusca; Gastropoda; Lymnaeidae
Source: the annotation of a GenBank genome assembly
GUAAAAUCUGAGUGGCAGCAGUGGUUGUUACCGGAAACGAAUGGAAGAAAAUGAAAAAAGAAAGCACCCUAUUAAUAAUUAAAUUUCGAUCACGGAACGAUUGAGCGAUAAGUGAUAUUUACUGUUCAGAAAUAAAACACUUUCUUUGGGAUAUUAAAAGAUUUUGCCGUGAUAUUUUUUCAACGAAAGUUUCAACCAUGACUUACGGAAGUGCUGUGAGGGAAAACGAUCCUCUGUAUAUUCUGUACAGUAUUGUUUACGUGUUCUUUUCACUAUGUUUCAUCGCCCCUCCAACGGAGUUUGUUUCAGCUGGUGUCACUGUGCAAAACAUAUUCUCUCACUGGCUUGGCAGUGAAGAUUUCCAUUUUAUCUACUAUCAUAUGAAAAGAAUAUCAGCAACACUCAUAGUUCACAGUUUUAUUCCUUUGGGUAAUUAUGUAAAGUUAUAAUAAUAAAUAAUAAAGUAAAGCAAGCUUAGACUUUGUCUUAUUCUUAUUAGUAAAGUCAAAGUUAGUUAAAGUUAGGCCUUAUUAUUACUACCCUACAUUUUCAUUUAUUAUUUAUAAUUAUCAUCAAUUUACAAUUACUACUAAAAUUUAUAAUCCUGUUGUAUUGUAUAUUUAAAUAAUAAUUAGACCCUUUUUUUUAGGCCUAUCAUUUGACUUUGAGGAUGCUGAUGUUAUUCGGAUAGUGAACAAAACAACAGAAAAAACGGUUUAAAAUUAAAAAUAAGGAUAAGAAAUUGCACUUAGCUUGGAAGUAGUAUCCGUGGGCAGCCUUUAGUCUGUGAAGAUUGUAUGAUUUUUAUAUUUUAUUUUUAUUAUAAUUAUAUUGUUGUUGUGUGGGACAGAGAUCUCUACAUCAAGGAGGCUCAUAGGCAACUAGAAGACAGCCAGUUCUACCAACUGAGGACUAACAACCCUAUCACCAAACAUAACGACAUGGUAAAAUAAACUAUCAAGAAAAUGAUUGCAGAAUCGGCACUCCUUAAAUCGGCCUCUGUCUUACACAUCUUCUAUAGUGACCUCGGUAAGCCAUGCUUCUACAUACUUCCCAAAAUUCAUAAGUAUGGUAACCCUGGCAGGCCCAUUGUCUCAGCAUGCUCUUGCCCCACUGAGCAUAUCUCGGAAUUCCUUGAUGUAGUUUUUCAACCCAUCCGUUACCUCACUGCCAACUUACAUUAAAGACACCAACCAUGCUUUACAAACCUUUGAAUCCAUCAUAAUCCCUCCUGAAAAGAAACAUCAUCUAUUUCUUCUUGAUUUAUGUUCCUUAUACACUUCCAUCCCCCACACUGACGGUCUCUUAGCUCUCAAAUUCUUUCUCGAGACUAGACCCCACCCAUCUAUACCCACCAACACCUUCCUCAGAUUGGCUGAACUAGUCCUCGCCCUCAAUUCGUUUGAGUUUGGUGGCCAAUUCUUCGACCAAAUUAGUGGUGUUGCCAUGGGGACUAAAAUGGGACCCAACUAUGCUUUUCUUGUUCAUGGGGCAUUUGGAACACAUGGUCAGAAGCAGCUAUACUGGACGCCUCCCUGAAUUCUUUAAGAUGUGCAUAGAUGACGGUAUAGGGGUCACCACUAUGGAGAGGAGUGAACUUGACCCGUUCAUCAAAUUUGUAGGCUCCUUUCACCCCUCCAUUAAAUUCAGAUCUCUUGUCUCUGAGACCUCAGUCAAUUUCUUAGACAUUACAGUUACUCUUCUCAAAGACAGCUUACUCACCUCUGCCUACUUUAAGCCCACUGACAGUCACAGGUAUCUACUCUACUCUUCAUCCCACCCUAAAUCAUGUAAAGACUCUUUUCCUUUUUCUCAAUUUUAUUUAUUUAUUUAUUUAGGCAUUUUUAUAUAGCGCUUACCUUAAAGCUCUAAGCGCUUUACAAUUAUUAAAAACAUGUAAACUAAGUAAAAUAAAAAUGAGACACUAGGAUAGUAACUACUAUACUAUAGAAACAAUUAAAAUGGCUAUAAAACGAGGACACUUUGGCACGUUUUGGCCUAUACUACAGGAUCAACCUGAGACAGAAAAUGAGACAGGGCAAGGAGGGUGCAUCACAGGUCAUAGGCAGACCUAAACGGAUGGGUUUUAAGGGACUUUUUGAAAGUGGACGACGUUUCACAAUGACGGAUAUGGAAGGGGAGCUGGUUCCAGAACGUGGGCCCAUGGAAGUAGAAGGAGCGUUCACCGAUGGUCUUAGUUUUGGUUCUUGGGAUUGAGAGGGUUCUAUUGUCAAUGGAAGUUUUCACAAUGACGGAUAUGGAAGGGGAGCUGGUUCCAGAACGUGGGCCCAUGGAAGUAGAAGGAGCGUUCACCGAUGGUCUUAGUUUUGGUUCUUGGGAUUGAGAGGGUUCUAUUGUCAAUGGAAGAGCGCAGUUGUCUUGUGGGGAUGUAAGGAAGCAACAGUUCAGAGAGAUAGACAGGAAAGUGAGGGUCAGUGAAAGAGUUGAAGCAUAGAUUGGCAGACUUGUACUUGAUGCGAGAGGAUAUUGGAAGCCAGUGGAGUUGCCGCAUGUGUGGUUGAAUGUGGUCAUGUUUCUUUGAUUUAAAAAUGAGUCUGCAUGCUGAGUUCUGUGCCUUCUGAAGUUUGUCUAUGUGGUGUUGAGGAAUGCCUGUGAGAAGAGUGCUUCAGUAGUCAAAUUUUGAAAGAAUGAAUGAAGAGACGAGAGUUUUUGUGGCAUCAAAGGAGAGGAGGUGUCUAAUGGUGCUGAUUUUUAUAAUUUUGUUAUAUGCUGAUCUGCAUAUAUUCGUGACAUGUUUGUCCAUGGAGAGGGUGUCUGUAAGCCUGACUCCAAGGUUUCUGGCAGAGGAAGAGAGUGUGAUGUCAGAGUUGCCAAUAGAUAUAGAAGAAGGAGCGGAUGGAGGGAGAGAUUUGUUUUGAGAGUGGAUGAGAAGGAUUUCCGUUUUAUCAUCAUUUAGCUUCAGUUUGUUGCAAGUCAUCCAACGCUUUACGUCGUCCACGCACUCCUGUAUGCGAAGGAUUGUGGCAUCAAGUUGACCAGGAAAGCAAGAGUCACUGAUUUGAGUGUCAUCAGCAAAGGAUUGACUGGAAACUGAGUCUUCGUCGACUUUGUCGGUCGGGUGAGGACUUUUGGGACAAAGCACUUGAAAUGAUAGACUUUUUCCGGUGUAGGUCUUACCCAGAGACAGUACUUUCAUCAGCCCUCCAAAGGGUUAAGAAUAUUACCUAUGCUGAUGCCUUCAGUCCACGUCUAAGUGACAAUGUUGACAGGACAAAGCUCAUUAUAACUUAUCACCCUCACAAUCUGAUUGCUAAGCGUGUUUUCCUUAAACAUCGAUCUAUACUACUUGCAGACACCGACACACCAGAAAUUUUCUCUUCCCCACCUCUCAUUGUUUUCAGACGGGAUAAAAAUCUGAAAGAUCUCCUUGUGCGCAGUCGUAUCAACGCUCCCCCUCCCACUUUGGGACCAAGCCGUGUGGACGCAGCCAUUGCAACACUUGCCCUUUUGUCGUCCAGACUCAACACAUACAUUUCCCUAAGGGCAGUUUUACAGAUAGGCGACGGUUUCCUCUGUGCAAGCCGCAACGUUGUCUACGCCAUUGUGUGCACCCGCUGUCAGAUGACGCAACAUUACAGUGUCCCUUCUCCAAACACUUCAAUAGUAGCGACCACCAGGGUAAGGCGGACUUUUCUAUAAGUGUGAUUGUGGCUAGCACGAACACCCCCAGCCGGGUCAAUUUGGAACACAGGCUUAUCCUGACUUACGUCACUUUGACGCCACAUGGGAUUAAUGUUAUGUCUCUGUUCACAGCUUGACCCUAGCUCCGCCCCUCCACGUUUUGACCUAUCACAGUGAACUUUUUUCUCCUCCUUUCUUUCGCUCUUCCCUAUUGAACCUCUCACUCACUUACCUUCUGCCACAUUUCUUUUGCUGCCCACGGAUACUACUUCCCAGCUAAGUGCAAUUUCUUAUCCUUAUUUUUAAUUUUCAGACCACUUUUUUCUGUUGUUUUGUUCGCUGACAAAGGCUUUCUGCCGACACGUUAGCUGUUUUGUGGCGUUUAUUUUUUCAGGUUUAACUCUACUCUGUUUUACUCAUUUAUAUUGUACUAACCUGAUUGCAGUCUCUCCCCUUAUUACCCUUAUUCAGAUGGUCCUGACUACAAUCAUAAUCAUUAAAAUUAUGAUAUAUUAUAUGUCUGUCUGUAGAAUGUAGGUCUUCUUAUCAGCCGUCUAAUUAUAAUAAUUAAUAAUAAUAAAUAUGUAGCCUAAAUUAUACUAUAACUAGAAAUAUCCCGCCAAACAAUGGUGGCAGAAAUGCAUGAAUGAACUUCUCAGCUACGGUACUAAAGUCUAAACUAAAGUUAUUUGAAAAAACAUCCAUUCAAGUAAUCCACUUAUAAAAUGCACUUAUUAGUGCUAACUUCUUAUUAUUUUAUUUUUUGCACCUAUUGAAUGAAUUGUCACAGAUAUGAAUAUAUGGGAGAUAAGUAAUUAGGCCUUUAUUACUUAUAUUAUAAUAUACAGAGUAUUGGGACUUGAGAAAAACUGACCAAUGAGAGAGGAGUGAAACAAUGGAAGGAAGUUGAAUAAAAUGGCAGUUGAUUCACAAAGUUUAUGUGAGAUGAUUGAACAUAGAUUGUUUAUGUUUUAAACAACUCUGGUAUGCAGUGGUAAUGUGCUGUCUGCGGAUUCCCAAUUAGCCAGACCGUGUUUCGCCACCACAGUUUAAGAUCAGAAUCUACCCUCCCAGAUUUCUCCCUAAAUCCCUCAUGCUUCACACCAACGGACCUUCAGAGUUUUCAACCACCACACUGCUCUACUCCUAUGAGCUGCAGUUAGCAAGACAAAUGGAAAGACAGACCACUGUGCAUAUUGAGUGUGAACUUUCAGUCUGCAAGCGGAAAAAGAGUCGAGAUAGCCAACUUGAUCAACAGCUUAAAACCUGAGAUCAUUUUGGGCACAGAAACAUGGCUGAAUCCCUCCAUAACCAACGCAGAGGCUGUACCGGAUAGUUACAAAUUAUUCAGUCGAGACAGAAAAGACAGAGGAGGAGGAGUACUUGUUGCUGUCCGUGACAGCCUGGACUGUCACGCUGUUCCAGAACUAGAUGUUGAUGACUGCGAGCUCCUGUGGGUGAAUGUGAAGCUGAAGGGUAGAUGCACACUUUACAUUUAUGCCUAUUACAGACCCAACACAGCAGAUGAACCAAGCUUGAGGAGGCUUGAUGUGUCACUUCAGAGAGCAAUUCAGUUGAAGAACACUUUUCUGCUUAAAGGGGGAGAUUUCAACUUUUCUCGUUGGAACUGGCAGAUUCCUGCCUUAAAGCCCAAGUCCCCAUAUUCAGACUUUAUGGCGAUAAUUAACAACCAUGGUCUGGAACAUAUGGUUAAAGAACCCACGUGAGGGGAAAACACUCUUGACCUACUCCUCACUAACAGUCCACAUCUCAUCCCUAGAGUUGAGGUCAUCCCCGGGAUAUCAGACCACUGCAUAUCAUACUGCGAAUUUCAGGUCAGCGCACUAAAAAAGAAGCAGGCUGUGCGAGAAAUCCCCAUUUAUGCCAAGGCUGACUGGGAUAGCCUGAGAAAAAGUCAACAACAGAUCUGAGCUCAAACAUGCAGGAGAUUUAGGGUAAUGCGACAACAGAAGACCUGUGGGUGAAAUUCAAGACAACAAUCACUGAUGCAGUGCAGAAAUUUAUACCACACAAGACCACCAAACCUAAGACAAAUCAGCCAUGGGUCACGACUGAAAUCCGAAGGCUCAUACAUAGGAGAGAUAGCCAGUACAAACGAAUGAAGAAGAAUGGCUCGGUCGAACUAACAGACGAAGGACUGAGGCUCCGAAGAACCAUCCAAGGCUUACUGCACAGAUUUUAUUGGAACUACCUGAACGGCAUCUUUUCAGAGGAAGAUACUCUGGCCGAAUGUCAAGAACAAGCACUUCUGGGGGUACGUCAAGCAGCAAAAGUCAUCAAACACUGGGGUUUCCCCUCUGAGAUGAGACGGCCAUUUGACGUCUGAACCCAAAGCACAGGUGGACAUACUCAAUCAACAGUUCCAAUCGGUCUUUGGGGAUGGUAGAGAGUACUCAGAGGUUGAGUUCCUUCUGAAGACCAACAUGAUGAGCACAGCCUACCCUGACCUAGAAGAUAUCCAGAUUUCAGAGCAGGGUGUCCUGGCACUCCUUAAAACCAUUAACCCAUGGCUCCUGCACUAACAAUCCUCUUCCAAUCGUCGAUAUUCACAGGCAAUGUUCCAACUGACUGGAGAACAGCGUAUGUCACUCCAAUCUACAAAAAAGGAGAGCAUUACGACCCUGCCAAUUACCGCCCUGUAUCCCUCACUAGCGUAGUUUGCAAACUACUGGAGCACUUAAUCAUAAGACAGAUGUGCUUGUGCUGGACUUCUCAAAGGCCUUUGACCGUGUCAAUCAUAGUUUGCUAUUACACAUACUGCAGAUAUAUGGGAUCCAAGGCACUACCAAAAACAUGGAUCUCAAGCUUCCCCAGCAAACGAUGCCAGGCAGUAGUGGUAGAUGGCACAACCUCCUUCUUUGUCGGUGUUAAGUCAGGGGUCCACAAGGGCUCUGUGCUAGGCCCCUGUUUAUUCCUAGCAUAUAUCAAUGAUCUGCCCAAGAAGCUGACCUCUCAAGUAGGACUGUUGCAGACAUGGCAGUGUAUAGGACGAUCGCCAACAGUUCUGACCAGGAACAGCUACAACAGAACCUCAAUCGGUUAGCAGAGUGGGAUAUGAGUUGGGACAUGGAAUUUCAUCCCGUCAAAUGCCCAGACCCUGUCAGUCUCCAGAAGCAGAUGCCCUCUACACCACUCUUACAAAUUGCAUGGCCAUAUACUUGAGCCAGUUUCAUCCGUUAGGUACCUAGGUGUUACCAUUCAAAGACAUGUCCGCUGGGACAAGCACAUUAACAAACAAGACCCCGGGGUUCCUAAGGCGAAGUCUGAAGAUCGGCAACUCAAGUGUGAAAGAAAAAGCUUAAAAAGCCUUUCACUGGCCACUUUUAGAGUACGCAUCUACAGUCUCGGACCCAUUUACCCAGAAAAGCGUUGACAGGUUGGAGGCGGUCCAGUGACAUGCAGCACGCUUUGUACUUAACCGCUACAGAAACACCUUAAGUGUUGGCAGCAUGCUAGAAACACUGGGCUGGUCACCAUUGGAAGAACGACGACGACUAUCCAGGAUCACCAUGCUGUACAAGAUCAAAAAUGGGCUGGUCCACUGCUCCAGCAUUAAACAGAAACUCGUCCCUCUCCCCCAUAGACAGCGAUGAGGUCACGACAGGCAGUUUGGGCUAACAAAAACAAGAAUUCAGUACGGGAGCUCCUCUUUCCUGCCAAAGACAAUAAGGGACUGGAACGAGCUUCCAAAAGCAACAGUUGAGGUGACUACACUUGACACAUUUGCAGCUUUUGCUUCCUGUCUUCCAAACAGCGUGGACGAGUGGUCUAAACUGAGCAAAUCUCAAGUUGGUGGUCGGGAGUUCAAUUCCAGCCAAAGUCCAGUCAAGAAAAAAAAAAAGCUCGCCAGCACCCCGGGUAGAUGGGACUUUUUAACCUUGGUUCGCAACUCAUCUAAGAGAAGGAAACUCUAAAUUCAAACCCGGAGAUGGCGUCCCCUACAGGCGGCAAAACAUCGAAACAAUGAAUCAUUCCGACAACCCCUGCAACGCCCCGGACGCCAUCCCUGAGAGCGCAGUGAACAUGCUAAAAUAGCAUGGAUACUUAGCGCUAUACAUAUCCCGAUGUAUACCUAACAAUAAAAAAAAAAUCACACUUGCAACUUUCACUAUGACAAGGAACUUAAGAUAUUGAUCAAAUCAAGCUGCAUUGUGAUGUCAGUUUAUUUAAACUAAUGCCGGAAUUAAACACCUUCAAUUCAUGCAUCAUUAGUUUAUUUGCAAUGUAUGGUUUUAAAAUGGAAAAAUUUUUAGUGAUACAUAAUAUGCAUGAUACUAUGAUACAUGCACUAGACAAAGUUGCCAUUGAUAAGUGUUAAAAAUUGCAAAAUUCGACUAAAAUGUACCCUAAAAACCCCAAUCAAUUUCAUUUACUAAUGUGUAGGCUACUGUAAAUGAACUAUUCAUGAAUGAGGUAAAGUCAUUGGAAUACAGAGAAGGGAAUAUUAUUCAAAUAUUUUUGUCGUUGCAUUUUUAAAUUAAAGUUAAAGCCAAUCAGUGUGCUUUAUGAAGAUAAAGUGUUCAAAAAUGUGGUGCAAUAGGUUUUGAAAUUUUAAAAUAAAGUUCACUAGUUAAUUUUAAGGACCAUGUGUAAUGCAGCACAAGUCUACUUAAAAGGCUAUCAAUUAAUGAAAAAUCUCAAAAUUUAUUUGAUGUAUUCAAUAAUUGCUCAUUUUCAGGAUAUUACUUGGGACUAGCCCUCUUUGCCCCGCAAUUGAACCUUUUUGAUUUUGAUCAUUUGGCUACCACAUGGACAGUAUUCUUCAUCUGCAGUUUGCUUCUGCCUGGUUGUACAAUGCUACUUGUAAUCUACUGGCAUCAAGGAUCCUGGGAUAACCAUCCACUGGCCAAGGAGCUUCAGCUUCUUGGAGGGGAAAAUGACUCUUGGCGAUCUGUUGCUUCAUCAAUCAAUGUUGAAUUCAGAAGAAUUGACAAAUUCACAAGCGGCAUACACAGUCGACUUGUCGCAGUUACAGAUUCUUGGAUUAUCAAAACAUCAACCUAUUAUGUGUAUGUUGCUCAUCAGAAUGAUAUUCAUUUGACCCUGUCUGAUGCAGAGGAACAUUCCCUGUCUUAUCAGAAUCAGAUGGCACUUCAGAUUCUUAAUAUUACUGUUGCAAGUAUUCAGCCAGGUCUAAAGCCUUUUCCAAUACGGUAAAGAAGUUUAAAAGUGCUGCUUUUUCUUUACAGUUUGAUGGAUUAAUUGACUUUUAAGUCACUAUAUGAUAUUUAUAUUUGCAGUGCCUUUUAUUAUAGCAUUUUUUAUCCACUAGAUUAAAUUGAUAACUUAUUAAUUUAUAUUGUAUCUUUAUUUUAUAUUUGUAUUGCUUUAUUUUUAUCAUUUUAUUUAUUUUCCUAACCAGUGGAGGCUUUUGGCAUUUCCUCAACUGGUUGUUGACACAUAUUUCUAAUAAUUACACGAUAUCAAUUAUAAAUUUUAAUUUAAUAAUACUCUGUUAUUUUUAUAAAGUAAGUAAAGCCUUUCUUUCCACAGGCUUAACUCUCUUGAACUGGGUGACCUCAAAGAAAAGCUCCAAGCUCCUAUUCGAAAUGCCAGAAAUAUAGUCAUUCACCAAUCUUUAAGUGACAGGUUCCUGAUGGAGUUUAAGGAGGUUGUUGAAAAUAACCCAAAGUAUACCGCUCCACCAACAAUGGUAGGUGUGUGGCAAUUAAACAUUUACUAUGCACCCAUAGAAAAAAAUAUGUUUAAUUUGAUCUUUAAAAAAAAAAAACACAUCUAAAAUGUUGAAGUUACAUUGACACACUUUUUGAUACACAUGAUUCAGUAUAAUUGAAGACAACUCCACAAAUAUUAUAAAGUUCAUGUCUACUUCAAGAAAUUUAAUGGGGACAAAGAAUUUCAAAAACUUAAAGCUGAUGAACAACAUUGAUAUUGUUGCCCGGUACUUCAAAAUGACAUUUUAACAAUAAAAAUAUGCCUGCAAUCUUUGUCUUAUAUACACCAUCACGUCUCGAUUUGUUUUUAAAUGUCAGAUUUUUAAAAACCUUUUUCUUUAAACCCACUUAUCAUCAUCAUCAUUAGUGCUGCUACAGCUCUUGUAGGGCCCUGUCCUGCUCCACCACAUCCUUCCAUUUGGAUCAAUCCAGGGCUUUCUGCCUCCAUGCGCGAACCCCAACUUAUGUAAUUACUUUUCUACAUCAUCGAUCCAUCUCAGUCUUGGACGACCAGUGAGUCGUCUGUCCCUAGGCUUCUUUCUGUAUAUCACUUUUGCUGCUCUACAAUCCGGCAUCCUUUCAAUAUGUCCUGCCCAGUGCAGUCUGCCUUUUUUUAAUUGUUGCGAAUGUAAUCCUCCUUUCAACUCAACAUUAUUUUAUUUUGCUUGUUCUAGUGGCCCCUUGAUAUUUGAAAGUUGCCAGUCUCUCAAAUUUGUGGUUGUUUAAAUUGAUGUUGUCAUCUCAAUGUGGGUGUUUCGUGACCACUUAUCUUAGCAUCAAUGUCUUAAUUAGUUAUUGCAUUACACUUUGUUUAAGAUGGAAAAUGAAAUGAGAGGAAGGCCACUAUGGCAGGUGGAAUGCCAAAUAAAGAUACAAGCAUUAUAAUAUAUAAUUAUACUGAAAAUUUAUUGGUUUAAAUGUUCAGGGCUUUCUGCUAUACUAAUAAAGGGAAACAAGAUAAAUGCCAUUAUUGAAGCUUUGAAAAUAUGGUUUUAUUUUAUUAUCUAUAUUUAUGAUUAUAUGUGUGUUUUAUUUCAAUGAAAUGCAUGCUUACACAAUGUGUGUUUUGUUUCAUUGACAUUCAUGUUUUUAAAAUGUGUUUUGUUUCAUUGACAUUCAUGUUUUUAAAAUGUGUUUGUUUCAUUGACAUUCAUGUUUUUAAAAUGUGUUUGUUUCAUUGACAUUCAUGUUUUUAAAAUGUGUUUUGUUUCAUUGACAUUCAUGUUUUUAAAAUGUGUUUUGUUUCAUUGACAUUCAUGUUUUUAAAAUGUGUUUUGUUUCAUUGACAUUCAUGUUUUUAAAAUGUGUUUUGUUCAUUGACAUUCAUGUUUUUAAAAUGGGUUUUGUUUCAUUGACAUUCAUGUUUUUAAAAUGUGUUUUGUUUCAUUGACAUUCAUGUUUUUAAAAUGUGUUUGUUUCAUUGACAUUCAUGUUUUUAAAAUGUGUUUUGUUUCAUUGACAUUCAUGUUUUUAAAAUGUGUUUUGUUUCAUUGACAUUCAUGUUUUUAAAAUGUGUUUUGUUUCAUUGACAUUCAUGUUUUUAAAAUGUGUUUUGUUUCAUUGACAUUCAUGUUUUUAAAAUGUGUUUUGUUUCAUUGACAUUCAUGUUUUUAAAAUGUGUUUUGUUCAUUGACAUUCAUGUUUUUAAAAUGUGUUUUGUCCAUUGACAUUCAUGUUAUUAAAAUGUGUUUUGUUCAUUGACAUUCAUGUUUUUAAAAUGUGUUUUGUUCAUUGACAUUCAUGUUUUUAAAAUGUGUUUUGUUCAUUGACAUUCAUGUUUUUAAAAUGUGUUUUGUUUCAUUGACAUUCAUGUUUUUAAAAUGUGUUUUGUUCAUUGACAUUCAUGUUUUUAAAAUGUGUUUGUUUCAUUGACAUUCAUGUUUUUAAAAUGUGUUUUGUUCAUUGACAUUCAUGUUUUUAAAAUAUGUUUUGUUUCAUUGACAUUCAUGUUUUUAAAAUGUGUUUUGUUUCAUUGACAUUCAUGUUUUUAAAAUGUGUUUGUUUCAUUGACAUGCAUGUUUUUAAAAAUGUGUUUCGUUUCAUUGACAUUCAUGUUUUUAAAAUGUGUUUCGUUUCAUUGACAUUCAUGUUUUUAAAAUGUGUUUUGUUUCAUUGACAUUCAUGUUUUUAGAAUGUGUUUAGUUUCAUUGACAUUCAUGUUUUAAAAAAAAAUUUUGUUCCAUUUACAUUCAGGAAAUAGAGCAGUGUAUUGGCUGUAUGCAGAAGACCUCAGAUGUUAAAUUACAAAAGCACUGUGAGGAUCCAGAAAAUGGCAAUGUUGAAACUCGCUGUAUUCAAUGUUUCUGUCGGCCAAUGUGGUGCCUGGAGUGUAUGGGGAAAUGGUUUGCGAGUCGACAAGACCACCUAAGACCCGAGACUUGGUUUGCUAGUAAAUCCCCAUGUCCAACCUGCAGGGCUCGGUUCUGUGUGCUGGAUGUUUGUAAAAUACAAGAAACACAAUACUAAUGACUUUGUUUGAUUUUUUUGUUGUUCUCGUCAAAUUUUCAAAUCCUAAUCUCAUC